GCAGGCCCUCAGCACCAGCAGCGGCUGCGGCUGCCCCACCCCCGGAGAACCUGGAGGAAGAUUGGAGGAGAAGGAGAAGAAGGAGGAGGAGGAGGAGGACAAUGUGGACCCCGCUCCAGAAUUCCGUGGAGGUGGCGUUGCGCAGGAACCCUCACCGCCUGUGUGCGGGGACCCUGGGGGUGGCGGUCAGCCUCUUCCUGCUCGGCUUUCUUUUCGGAUGGAUUGCAAAACCCACCAGUGAAGUUAGUACCAUAAUUCCCCACCGAAAUAUGAAGAAGGUAUUUCUGGAUGAACUGAAAGCUGAAAACAUCAAAUCAUUUUUAUAUAAUUUUACACGGAUCCCACAUCUGGCAGGCACGGAACAAAACUUGGACCUUGCAAAGCAAAUCCAAUCCCAGUGGAAGGAAUUUGGCCUAGAUUCGGUUGAACUUACUCACUAUGAUGUCCUCUUAUCCUACCCCAAUGAGACUAAUCCCAACUAUAUCUCUAUCAUUGAUGAAGAUGGAAAUGAGAUUUUCAACACAUCAUUAUUUGAACCCCCUCCUCCAGGAUAUGAACAUGUUCCAGAUGUGGUUCCACCUUUUAGUGCUUUUUCACCACAGGGGAUGCCAGAGGGUGAACUAGUGUAUGUGAAUUAUGCAAGAACCCAAGACUUCUUUAAAUUGGAGCGGGAUUUAGGAAUCAAUUGUUCUGGAAAAAUUGCCAUUGCUAGAUAUGGGAAAAUUUUCAGAGGAAAUAAGGUUAAAAAUGCUCAACAGGCAGGAGUCAAAGGAAUUAUUCUGUAUUCUGAUCCUGCUGAUUAUUCAUCCCCUGGGGUAGAACCUUAUCCAAAAGGUUGGAACCUUCCAGGAGGUGGUGCCCAGCGUGGAAAUGUGCUAAACCUCAAUGGUGCAGGUGACCCUCUCACUCCAGGUUAUCCAGCCAAUGAAUAUGCCUAUAGAUAUGAUAUAACUGAGGCUAUUGGUCUUCCAAAGAUUCCUGUUCAUCCAAUUGGAUACAAUGAUGCCCAGAUCUUACUAGAAAAUAUGGGAGGACCAGCACCACCAGACAACAGCUGGAAAGGAAGGCUCAAUGUGCCUUACAACAUUGGGCCUGGCUUUACUGGAAACUAUUCUACACGAAAAGUCAAAAUGAAUAUUCACAGCAACAAUAAAGUAACAAGGAUUUACAAUGUGAUUGGAACUCUAAGAGGAGCAGUGGAACCAGACAGGUAUGUAAUUCUGGGAGGUCAUCGUGACUCAUGGGUGUUUGGUGGCAUUGAUCCUCAGAGUGGAGCUGCUGUAGUACAUGAGAUUGUGAGGAGUUAUGGAAAACUGAAAAGGGAAGGAUGGAGGCCAAGAAGAACAAUGAUAUUUGCUAGCUGGGAUGCUGAAGAAUUUGGUCUAUUGGGGUCUACUGAGUGGGCUGAGGAAAAUUCCAAAGUACUUCUAGAACGUGGAGUGGCUUAUAUUAAUGCAGAUUCUUCUGUAGAAGGAAACUACACUUUGAGAAUUGAUUGUACACCGCUUAUGUACAAACUGGUAUACAGCCUAACAAAAGAGCUUCGAAGUCCUGAUGAGGGUUUUGAAGACAAAUCUCUAUAUGAGAGCUGGAAGGAGAAAAAUCCUUCAACAGAAUUCAAUGACCUACCCAGGAUUAACAAACUGGGAUCUGGCAAUGACUUUGAAGUCUUUUUUCAUAGACUUGGCAUUCCUUCAGGCAGAGCUCGUUACACUAAAAACUGGAAAACAGACAACUACAGCAGCUAUCCAGUAUAUCACAGUGUCUAUGAAACUUACGAAAUAGUGGAAAAUUUUUAUGACCCCACUUUUAAGAAUCACCUCACAGUGGCUCAGGUCCGAGGAGGCGUCCUUUUUGAAUUGGCCGACUCCAUUGUUCUCCCUUUGGACUGUCAAGACUAUGCCAGAGUUUUACAGAAAUAUGUCAACAGCAUUUAUGAACUGGCCCAGAAGCAUCCGGAAAAGCUGCAAGCAUACAACAUAUCCUUUGACCCACUUUUCUCAGCGGUGAAGAAUUUUACAGAAACAACUACUAACUUCAGCAAGAGACUACACGACCUAGACACAAAUGAUCCGGUCUCAGUGAGAAUUAUCAAUGAUCAGCUAAUGUUUUUAGAAAGAGCUUUUAUUGAUCCUCUUGGAUUGCCUGGAAGCCCAUUCUAUAGGCACAUCAUCUUUGCUCCAAGUAGUCAUAACAAGUAUGCUGGAGAGGCAUUCCCGGGAAUUUAUGAUGCUCUCUUUGAUAUUGAAAACAAAGAAGAUUCUUCAAAGGCCUGGGCGGAAGUCAAGAGGCAGGUUUCUAUUGCAGCCUUCACAGUGCAAGCUGCAGCAGGCUCUCUGAAGGAAGUCGCAUGAUAGCUGGAGCAAGGGAUAGCAUGUGAAAACAGAGCAUCUUUCAGAAAAUGCCCAAAAGCAAAAUGGAUACCCAGCCAUUGGGAAUACCUCAACAAACUGGUAUAGGCAUGUAAAGGAAUAUUAUUGUGCCAUAAGAAGCGAUGACUAUGAAUAACUUGGUGAAUGAUGGGAAGAUUUGUAUGAACUGAUGCAGAGUGGAACAGAAAAGACCAGAAGAACAGUAUCUACAAUGGUUGUAAUAAUUUAAAUGAAAAGAAUACUAAAUGGAAACCAAACUGAGUAAUUGUAAUGAGCAUUCUUGGUUCCAAAGAAUAGGUAAUGAAAUAUACCUUUCUCCUGGCAGGUAGGAACAGAAGAGGAAACUAUAGGAGCAGAACACGCUGAAUACACCCCCAAAUGCAAACUGGUUGAUUUUACUUAACUGUUUUAAGAGGAAGGUUCAGGAACAGGUGACACAGGAGAAGCAGGAGAGCUUAUAUCGGGAAUGGUGGUCAUGUAAAAAUACAAAAGGUAUCAAUAACUUUUUUUUUUAAGAGGAGGAUUCAGUAAUAGGUGGCCGAAGGCAGGCAAGGGAACUAAUAUCGGGAAAUGAUAGUCAUGCAAAAAUACAAACAGUAUCAAUAAAACUUUUUAAAAAGGUGCUAUAGUUUAUCAUAAAGUGGUUAGAGUGAACUCAUUUCUGUGAGAACUCAGUCAAAUCAUUUAUUGAUGGUCUCCCAUUUUAAGGGUAUCAGAACAUGUAUGUGAUAUAUACUUAUUCCAUUAUUGUUAAGAGCAUUUGGAAAUUGAUCUCCAUUUUAAGAUACAAUUUGAGGAAUAUCCAGAGACAGAAAACUUUUACCUGGCACAGAAUGUUGUGGUAAAUCACAUUUUCUGAUUAAUAAAAAAUAAUUAGGGGGCAGCUAGGUGGCACAGUGAAUAGAGCACCAGCUCUGAA
Messenger RNA from Vombatus ursinus (common wombat), 3291 nucleotides. RefSeq names its product folate hydrolase 1B (gene FOLH1B). Bases 102 to 2354 code for a protein of 750 amino acids. The transcript is spliced from 19 exons. Gene Ontology annotation, molecular function: carboxypeptidase activity. The record is from RefSeq and is a predicted model, not a curated record. Lineage: Eukaryota; Metazoa; Chordata; Mammalia; Diprotodontia; Vombatidae.